AUGGACGACACCGCGCGCGCCCGCUCGACGCCGCUCAACGGUAACGGCGACGAUGGCGAGUCGACGCCCAGCCAGCAGCGGCAGCGCCUGCAGCUCGACGAGGCCGACAGCACGCCGCGCUCUGAGGUCCCCUCGGACGCUGUCACUGCACAGCUGCGGCACGCCAUCGACGACGAGCAGCCCAGCUACUUUUCACCGCAGCCCCGCCGCACCUACUCGUCGACCAUCACACGCAGCACGCCCGCCUCGAGCGAACCGUCACCCUCCUCGAGUGCAAAUGCAUCGACAACGUCUGUCAACAAUGUCGCAGGCACGCCGCUAGGCGACGCCUUUAGACCCUCGGUGCACCCUCUCGCCCACGUCAACCGCCCCACCUACGAGCGCGAUCUCUCGAGCAUAUCAACCGCCAGCAACGUCACUGUCCGCCGCGCGAACCCCACCGGUCCCCUUCACCACUUCGCCUCCGAAGCUGCUGUCCCUCAGCAGCGUGAUGGUCCGGUCUACCCCAACCAGUCCUACGCUGCCCUGCAGUUCCAGCAAUACCCCACGCCGUAUACCCCGCCCAUCCAGCGCGCCCGGAGCUCACACCCUGCACACUUCUCCGCAAACUCCGUGUCUGCCAUCCCUUCGUUUGGCGCCUCGAAUGUCCACUACCGCGAUAUCAUGGAGUCGGCUCCGCGCACCGCCGGCAACUCCCCCGUCAGCAGUCCUGGCCUCUUCGACCCCACCAAACGCAUACCAUCCGGCUCGAGAGAGCCCACUGACGGCCUCUACUCUAGCCCGUGGCUCCACCACACCCACAGACAGGCACCGAAGGAGAGCCACAUCGCUGACGUAACCCACGACCCUGUGUCCGGCCGCAAGGUGGUCAAUCAGUACGAGAUCAUCGAUGAGCUUGGACGUGGUGUGCACGGCAAGGUCAAGCUAGGGAAGGAUUUGUUGAGCGGCAAGUACGUGGCCAUUAAGAUUGUGGAUCGUUACUCCAAGCGUCGACGUCUGGGCAAGAACACUAGUCACGAGGACAAGAUCAAGCGCGAGAUUGCCAUCCUCAAGAAGGCUCGACAUCCCAACAUCGUCAGCUUACUCGAAGUCAUAGACGACCCGGCUAAGAAAAAGGUCUAUAUAGUCCUCGAGCACGUUGAGCUCGGCGAGGUAAAGUGGAGGACGGAAGGCGCUCCCGAGGUCACCUUGGUCGAAUGGCGCCGCUUCCAGCGAGAAUCAGAAGGCAUCUUCGACGACGACAGAGCAGCACGAGAGGAUGAACGCAUCAUCAGGUUGGCACAUCAGAAGCUCGCCCGACAACGGCGCCGUGAAGCAAGGGAAGCCCACCUUCGUCGUCAGACCGUUACAGGCAACGAGCCUUGGAGCUUUGAGUUUGGAGGUGACUCUGAUGACGACCUCUACUCUGAAGCCGGCCGGAGCUCUCGAGCCUCCAACCGUGACGAGCGUCCCCACAGCCGUGUCCAGUUCCACGAACGUAAAGAGCUUUCCACUCAUACCGAUGACACGAUGGAGACUGCGUUCCGCUCAUCUAUCCACGCUCCCGACUCCAACAAGGGUGAAGAAGUAACUGCCACCGGCCUUGAAGGGACAAUGUACGGCCCAUACGAUUCAGAGUUCGUCCGCGGUCGCACGCCUAGUGUUGCCGGCAGCAGUUCCUCUCACCCAGAGGGCGAGCAUGACGAGGUACCAGAGCAUUUCCGCUAUGUUCCACUCAUGACGAUACAAGGCGCCUGGGAGGCCUUCAAAGACACCGUACUGGGUCUUGAGUACCUCCACUAUCAGAACGUUAUUCAUCGCGAUAUCAAGCCUGCCAACCUUCUCGUUACAAAGGAGCACCGCAUCAAGAUUUCUGAUUUCGGGGUGUCCUACCUCGGGCGCCAGAAGACCGAUGAGGGUUUCGGAGACCAAUCUGAGAACGAGAUACAAGAAGAGGACGAAGCCAUCGAGCUAGCGAAGACAGUGGGCACACCGGCCUUCUACGCACCCGAACUCUGUCGCACUGAUUUUAGUGCCGAGACUCCACACAUCGACGGGGGCAUCGACGUCUGGGCUCUAGGAAUUACUCUGUAUUGCCUGAUCUACGGGCGGGUCCCCUUCCACGAAAACAACCCCUUUGCUUUGAUGAAGGCCAUCAGCGAAGACGAACCUUACAUACCACGUUACCGACUAAAGCCUGUCUCCGAGCGCGCGAAUUCCAGGCCGAACUCACACGGGCGCAACAUGCAGCCGAUCUCGAACGCCAAGAGGGCGCCGCAUGACGUUGAUUACGAGGAGAUUGACGAGAACCUUCGUGAUUUGCUGAAGCGUCUUCUUGUAAAGGACUCUCAGCACCGCAUCACCAUACAUGAGAUCAAGAGGCAUCCAUGGCUGCUCCAAGGUAUCAACAACUAUACCUCCUGGAUGGAAGAGACAGAUCCCAACCGUUCCUCGCAAGGUCGUAAGAUCGAGAUUACAAACGACGAUCUAGAGAGAGCUGUUGUGCCCGUUGGCUUCGUUGAGCGGGUACGGUCAGCUGCAAAGAAAGCUACGGACUACGUCACCAAAAGCUUUACCAGAGGUGGUUCGAGCUCACGUCGUCGUGCGCAGAGCUCUGCACACGAUAUGCUACCCAGUAUGAGCACCACCUCCUCGAGUAGUACCAUUAGCCAGGACGCACGACGAGGUAGCGUGGCACCUAACGCCAUUCUGGACAUGUUGGGCAGAUCUCGCGAGUCGGAGCAUCCUCUCUCGCACAGCGUCACUGCGAGUCCUGAAGCAAAGGAACGAGCAAAGUACUUUGACAGUCCUGAUUCUCGAAAGGCGUCGCCUAUGCAGAACGUGGAGACUUACCGGCCAGCCAUGCAGGAUCGAUCCUUCUGUUCUGCGUACACUAUCCGUCAACCCGACCUGGAACCCCGGUCUACUUCACCAAUGGUUCCCUCAGCGCUGCCUGGCACUCCAACUGCGUUAGAUACGCCUACUGGAUCGCACUUGGGGGGCUUGUUCGGAGGUCUACCACGCAGGGUUGUCAACAGCAUGAAGAGUAAAGACAAACUUAGACCUCGAGAGCACAUUCGGAAGAAGUCAUUCGACAAGUCGAUUGACAGACUCAUGGUCGGCGAACAGGAUCCCCACGGUGUCCCGAGCCUUGCCAUAAGCACGACCAAUGCGUCUGGUCAUGUCGACCAGCCAGAUCCGAAGGAGCUAUCACCUGUUGCAAGGAGUCGAUCGCCCAGCUACUCGGACGCACACUCUAUCGAUCAUCCGGACUCGUCAUCACGGCAGUCAUCGGUAUCAUCAUUGUCGUCCCGUCUUGCUGCUAGAUGGGCUGCCGCGAAUGAGCUCGAGCUUGGCCCCACUCUGGACAUACCUCCUGGCUCUUGGAAGUCACAAACUUCAUCUCGAUCUGCCCAUACUGCAAACUCUCACUGGCUCUCGAGUGCUCACGAAACAUCGGAUGAGAGGUUCAGCCGUGCAAAGGAUGAGUUCAUCCGCCGCAGAGUACGAGAGGAAAACAUGGGUCGCGAACGAUCGGUGUCCACGACACAACGACCUGGCUCGGCACUCGAUCAGACUGCUUGCCCUCCCAGCCCGGAUGAUGAAACAUUCAAUCAGCACCAGAAGGUCGAGGAGUAUCUGGGCACGCAACACGCAGAGUCUUCCGAGAAUAGCCCUGUCGGUGGACAAGAGCGAGGCUUGGCCUUCUGUUCUUCUGAAGAGCAGUUUACGCCCAUGUCACAAUCGACCUCGAACCCCUCAAUUCCAUCUGUAGCAUCCGCCAGCUCUUCAGUACCAGACGACUGUGCACCACUGGACCAAUUCGCCAGCAUGCUACCCACAACGUCUGCUGACUCGAUCGCACACAACCAGUUCGAUGCUCCUGUCGACGACCCUGCCGGCUAUGAUGGCGAUCAUGCUAUUGAGAGCGACGAAGAAGACAGCAGCGACGACGAUGGUGGCCUCUUUAUGGGCAAGAAGAGAACAGCGCCUAAGCCUCGACGAAGCAACUCGAUCUCAAAUGCGGAGCUUGCUCGCUCGAACAUUUCCAAGGAGGUCAUGAGUAGUCGUCAACGCUCAGCACGCAGCGGCAGUAACGGCACUGUCAAGAAGAUCCCUCCGCCUGGUGCGGCGGAGACCUCGGCCGCCACUUCUGCCGACCAGACCCCUGAAGUAUGA
Molecule: messenger RNA, 4158 nt
Organism: Macroventuria anomochaeta
Lineage: Eukaryota; Fungi; Ascomycota; Dothideomycetes; Pleosporales; Didymellaceae
Product: kinase-like protein
Exons: 1
Coding region: 1-4158 (1385 amino acids)
Biological process (GO): intracellular signal transduction; protein phosphorylation
Cellular component (GO): cytoplasm
Molecular function (GO): protein serine/threonine kinase activity; ATP binding
Source: RefSeq, a predicted model, not a curated record